Messenger RNA from Hippocampus zosterae (dwarf seahorse), 2796 nucleotides. RefSeq names its product toll-like receptor 1. The transcript has 2 exons. The record is from RefSeq and is a predicted model, not a curated record. Gene Ontology annotation, cellular component: membrane. Lineage: Eukaryota; Metazoa; Chordata; Actinopteri; Syngnathiformes; Syngnathidae. Gene Ontology annotation, molecular function: protein binding; transmembrane signaling receptor activity. The coding region runs from base 129 to 2606 and encodes 825 amino acids. Gene Ontology annotation, biological process: immune response; toll-like receptor signaling pathway; inflammatory response.
AGUGAAACUAAAAAGCAGAAAUAAAAACUUGCCAGGAUGGGGACAAUAAAAAAAAGGAAGAAAGUCGGUGAUGGAGUGCCAGCAGGAGCAGAGAUUUCAACACAACGACUCGAAGUGCUCCCGAAGCUAUGUCGUCUCAAGGGACCGGCACAGUGGUGCUGGUGGUUCUUUCCCUGUUGACGCCAGGCUGCUUGGCAGCUGCCGAGACGGAUGAAUACCCGUUCAAAAAGUGCGUGACUUCGUUUAGGGGAAUCGUCGAUCUCUCCAAUCAAAAUCGAACGUCCUUUCCCGUACUUCUGCCCGACACGACGGAAUACCUGGACAUCUCUUACAACCCGAUCAAGAGUAUCACCGCGGAGGCUUUGCCCCGACUUCCCCUCCUGUGUUUCCUGAAGGCAACUUUUUGCGGGCUCAGGGAGAUUUCUCCCAGCGUGUUUCAGCACAUUCCCGCACUUCAAUUUCUCAAUUUAUCCUCCAAUGAAUUCCGGAGCGUUCCCGCCGUUUCACUGCCCCGAUUGACAUUUUUGGAUUUGUCCGAUAAUCUCUUCGAGGGCUAUCGGCUCCCCGAGUCUUUUCAGAAUUUGACAAAUCUGCAAGUGUUGUACUUGGGGAGCAAAGUGGCUCAAUCGGUACUUUUAGAUGACUUCAAACCUCUGGCGAACGUCACCCUGCGCGAUUUGAUUUUGGGCGCCGGCAUCCCCUGGCGGGUGUACGAGCCGGGAGCUUUGGGGAUGUUGUCUACGCAGAAACUCUCCCUUUACGUUGACUUCUGCGGCCGCUUCGACGUAUUCAACCACCUGCUGGUGGAUUUGAACGCCACGCGGGUGAGCGCCCUGAGGGUCCUCACCGUUUUUUCCGACGACUGCGACGUUACCGUCGACCCCUUCCUGAACGUGAGAUCGAUGCCGUACCUGCAAAACCUCACCAUCGAAAACACGUUUAUCAACAGUUCCUUCCUGGAGAUCUUUUUAAAAACCAUUUGCCUUGCUCCUCUUCAGGAAUUAUUUUUCGUCAACAUCACGUACAGCGAGGACAAACCCGACGGCAUGCAGUUCCACUUUCGCCCCGCCAAUCACAGCAUCAGUUUGCGCGCCGUGACUUUCGAUAAGGUGAACCAUUAUCAAUACAGGUAUCCCAUAUUCAACAUGAGCUUCCAGGACGCGUUAAAUUUGAAGCGCGUCAAGUUUUCCGGGAGCGGUAUGAAUAUUUUACCGUGUAAAAUUUUAACCACGCUGCCGACACUAGAAACCCUGGACGUGUCCGACAACCUCCUGUCGGAUUUUGGCUUCUGGUGGCCUUCGUGUUCCGACGCGUCGGCCUUCCCGAGCCUGAAGCGCCUUUUGAUGAGCAAGAACCGUUUCCUCAGUUUGUCUUUCAUCUCGGCGCAGACGCACAAGAUGAGGCGGCUGGAGUCCCUGGAUUUGAGUUUCAACUCCAUCUCCCUGGACGAAAGAUGCAACUGGCCGGCGCAUUUAAUCGAGAUUAAUCUUGGCAAUAACAAUCUGGGCAACGGCGUUUUUGAGCAGCUCUCUCCAAACUUUGAGCGCAUUUACUUAUCCAAAACGGGAAUCACCGCCAUCACCCAAUCGGACCUGUCUCGGUUUCCUAAACUGACCCACCUCAAGCUCAGUUUCAACAGCAUCAAAGUGCUACCGGAGCAACUCAGCGCCCCGAAUCUGAUCCUUCUCUUUGUAGACCAGAACGCAAUCACAACUCUUUCCCGGGAAGUCUUGGUAGGACUUCCUCAGCUUCAGAUCCUCAAAGUCGGAAACAAUCCCUUCAUCUGUUCCUGUGACCUCCACUGGUUCCUCGUCGGUUUAAACACGUCCUUGCUCUCAAACUGGCCUUUGGAUUACUUCUGCAGCGCGCCGGUCAAGUUUGCCGGACUUCCCCUUUCCGAGUACAAAAUCAGCGCGAUCGCCUGCGAAGCGUGGCUCCAAACCACCGUCGCUUUCGCCAUCUUGCUAUCGGUAGCGAUCACGGCGGGCGUGCUUUUUUAUAAACUGGAUGGCGUGUGGUACACCAAGAUGCUAUGGGUGUGGAUCCGGGUGAAGAGGCGGAGCAAGAAGCAUUCGCACUUGCUGAAGAAUAUGUCCUUUUCCUACCACGCGUUCGUCUCGUACAGUCACAAGGACGCCGACUUUGUGAACGGCAAACUGGCGCCGUCCUUGGAGGGCGCCGGGUUUUCCCUCUGCGUCCACGAACGGGAUUUCGUACCCGGCGAGUGGAUCAUCGACAACAUCAUCAACUGCGUGGAGUCCAGCUACAAAACCCUCUUUGUCCUUUCCAAAGAUUUCGUCCGGAGCGAAUGGUGCAACUACGAACUCUUCUUCGCCCAACACCGAGCAAUCAACAUCCAACAGGAUUCGUUGGUUUUCCUCCUCUUGGAACCCAUCCCCACAGAUUGCCUGCCCAAAAAGUACUUGAGACUGCGAACUUUGCUCCGGCAGCAGACGUACUUGGAGUGGCCCAAGGACGAACGGAAGCAGCAAGUGUUUUGGGCCAGUUUGAAGUCCAUGUUGCACAUGGCGGACAAAUCGAUCGUUUUGAGGGACGCGGCUGUCAAUCUCGCGGCUACAGCAGCUCUACUUACGAACCAGUCUUAACGUGUUUUUUUUUUUUUUGCGGGUUACCGCGAUUGUCGAAAAAAAAAAAUCAGCAUUUUCAACUGUUAUACUGUUUACCAUUCCUAGUACACUUUAUAAUGUGUCGAUUAUUAGUGAUGGUUGAAAGAAACAAAAUGACGCUCCUGUUCAUAGCUUGUGAAUUCAAAUCUUGAAUAAAUGUCCUCACUAA